This is a messenger RNA of Purpureocillium lilacinum, 3084 nucleotides long. RefSeq names its product vesicle formation at the endoplasmic reticulum. Gene Ontology annotation, molecular function: tripeptidyl-peptidase activity; serine-type endopeptidase activity. NCBI's taxonomy places the organism in Eukaryota, Fungi, Ascomycota, Sordariomycetes, Hypocreales, Ophiocordycipitaceae. Gene Ontology annotation, biological process: proteolysis. The record is from RefSeq and is a predicted model, not a curated record.
AUGAGGCUCCUGGAGGUUCUGAGCGCAGCUCUCCUGUCCACCAGAUCUAAUCUCGCCUCUUCCGCUCACCAGCACCAGAACCACCGAUACGACGCCUCCUCGACAGACGAACCAGUCCACCACCACUACCACCGCGACAGCUUCCAGGACGUCGUCAUCUCGCUGCGCCCCGCGGACCGCCACCUCCUGGAGUCGACGCUCGCGGACUUGUCUGACCCGGAUGGCGAAAAGUACGGCAGGUUCUUGAGCCGGGAGGAGGCCAGGGCGCUGCUGCAGCCGCGCCAGUCGUCUGUCGAUGCCGUCAAGCGGUGGCUCGCCGAGGCUGGCGUGCCGGAGGAAGAUGUCCGUGAUGGUGGACAGGUUAUCGAGGCGCGGGUGUCGACUUCUGAUGCUGAGCGCCUUUUGAGGCUUGGUGCGCGUCAUGGGGCGACUGCGGACGAGAGGGGGCUGGUGGACGGAGAGAAAGAGUCGACGGCGGCUCUGAGGGCUCAUGUCGCCUUUGUCCACCGAGCGCCAGAGGUCAGAUCUACGAGCACGCCUCAAAAGCGCUUCCCAGCCCGGAGGACGGCGUCAGAGACGUCCCAAAGCAUGCUCACAGCCCGCAGGGAACCACCCUCAACGACGCCGUCGUGCGGCGGAAAAGUCACGCCAGCAUCCCUCCGCGCGCUGUACCACAUGGACGAUUACACCAACGGCAACGGCUUCGCGCCGUCGCAACUACCGGCACACGCCAGGUCGCGUCUCGGCAUCGCGGGCUUCAGCGGCCAGGCAGCGCAGUACGCCCAGCUGGACAAGUUCCUCGCCGCGCUGAUGCCCGACGCGGUGGGCGCCAACUUCUCGACGGCGCUGGUCAACGGGGGCAGCAACCCGCAAGACGAAGAGUACGAGCACAGCGGCGAGGCGAACCUCGAUAUCCAGUACGCCGUGGGCAUGGCGUACCCCGUGCCCGUGACGUACUAUGCCGUCGGCGGCGAGGACCACGACUUUACCCCUGAUCUGGACAUCUGGGACCCCGACACGCAGUGGGUCGAGCCCUACGACAUCUUCUUCAGCUACCUGCUCGACCUCGACGACGAGGCCCUCCCACGGGUCGUGUCCAUCUCCUACGGCGUCAACGAGCAGGACGUGCCGCGGGCGCACGCGCAGCGCAUCUGCGACAUGAUCGGGCAGCUCGGCACGCGCGGCGUCUCUGUCAUCGCCAGCUCGGGCGACCAGGGGCCCGGCGUCUCGUGCCUGUCCAACGACGGCACCAACACGACCAAGUUCCUGCCCGCGUUCCCGGCCUCGUGCCCGUACGUGACGUCCGUGGGCGGCACGCACGGCCACGGCCCGGAGGUCGCGUGGAACCUCUCCUCGGGCGGCUUCUCCGAGUACUGGCCGCGGCCGGCCUGGCAGGAGAUGGCCGUGGGGGAGUACCUCGCGCGUCUGGGGGGUAGGUGGAAGGGGUUGUAUAAUCCUCGGGGGCGGGGGUUUCCUGAUGUGUCGGCGCAGGCGAUGGGGUAUCAGAUCUUUGAUCACGGCAAGGUCGACAACGCUGAUGGGACGAGCGCGUCGGCACCCGUCUUUGCCUCCAUGAUUGCGCUACUCAACGAGAUGCGCCUACAGCGAGGUCUACCCACCAUGGGGUUUCUCAACCCGUGGUUAUACAAGAUUGGCAGCCUUGGCUUCACAGACAUCGUCGAUGGAGCGUCCAAGGGCUGCGUCGGAACCAGCUUCAGCGGCAAGCCCGCGCCCGUGGUGCCCGGCGCGGAGUGGGCUGCCGUCCCGGGGUGGGAUCCGGCGACGGGCUUGGGCACGCCUCUGUUUGACAGGAUGAAGUGCGACGAGCAAGGCCCUCCAUGCGCCAACUGCACCAUCCGCAACAUCAGAUGCACGUAUCCCCCGCCGUCCGCGUCCACGUCCAAACACCACGAGCCGCCGCCGUCGCGCCCAUGGUCCGUCGCCGCCGCCUACAGCUCCUCCAGCAGCGCCAGCCCCGUCCGGCGCCCGCCCAUCACCCCCUCGCCGCUCUCCGUCUCCGCCGUGGAGACGUCCAACCGCCUCCUCGAGCUGGAGCUCAUGCACCGCUGGUCGGUCCGCACCUGGCGCGGCCUCUACAACCUGCCCGCCUGCCAGCCCUUCCUGCAGGAGGGCCUCCCGCGCGAGGGCCUGCGCCUGCCCUUUAUCCUCAACGGGAUCCUGGCCCUGGCGGCGCUCGACAUUGGCCUGCUCGCGGGGCUGCAUGGGGAUCGUCGGACGGUAAGGUACUAUAAGCGUGCUGCGCUCGAGUACUACACGACUGCGAGCGCCGAGUUCCGUGGCGCGCUGGCGAGCAAUUCCAUCACGAGGGAUACGCUGUAUCUGUUCUCUACGUUUGGCAGCAUGGCGGGCUUCUUUAAUUUCGCCAUGGGCGACGACGAAGACGACGAGGACGGGGCAGGCAAAGGGGACUCGUCGGGGAAGACAAGCGUGGUGGACCGGGUACACGCCUCGUUCGCCAUGUUCCUCGGAUGUCUGCACACGGCAGCCAUCAACUGGGACUGGUUCUUCGACAGCCCGACGUCCGCACGUACCGCCGUGCUGGACUACUUCCCCCGCCAGGAAUACAUGGACCUAGUCGACGCAGACACCCAAACGGCCAUCCAGCGCAUCACAAGCGCCAGCCACAGCAUACUCCUCCCACCGACCGGCGACCCGUCCCUCGACUCACCCGACGGCCGCCAGGGCCCGCUCGCGCACGACGUGUGCUCGUACCACAUCGCCGCCGAGCAGACCAAGUACUGCUUCGCGGAGCGCGUCGUCGGCCGCAUCAGGGGCUUCAUGGUGAACCUGCCCUCGCGGUGCGUCACGGGGCCCGACUUCGUCGAGGGCCUGCGCACCCACGAGCCCAUGGCCAUGUUCAUCCUGCUGUACUGGGGCGUCCUGCUGCACGGCUGCGCGGCCGAUCCCUGGAUGUGGUGGGCCGGCACCACGGGCCGCGAGGUCGUCGAGGAGACGGCGGCGAUUCUCGCGAGGUCGCCCGUGUGCGAGCUGGAGGAUGUGCGCGAGGGCAUCGCGUGGGCGAGAGAACAGGUCGGACUGGUGGAGGCGCUUGCCGAGUGCUAA